AUGGCGGAACCGUCACUUUCUCCUGCGGCUGCCUCCCUUUUUGCGCGAUCCCAGGCGCGUCCCUUCGUUUUGCCGAGUUCGUACAGCUGGUGGGGGGAAGUCGACGCGUCAAGAGAAGCAGGUGCGGAGCCGACUCCAGAGAAACACGCAGCCUUUGUCAACGACGACUCCGAAAAAGCAAAGAGCAGUGAAGGGAACAACCCUCGAGAAGAGACCAGGUGUACAGACACCCCCGACGGCGUCCCAGAAGUUGGACAGGCCGCGGAACUCAGGCGUCUGAAUCUGUUGAGGAGUCACUUUGCAACUGCCUCUUUCUGGGAGAUCGACACCGCCGAGCGGAUGCGCCAGGGUCUUUGCUCCUGGUCUUCAGGGAGUGCUAAAAAUGCAGAGUUUUCAGAAGGGAACUACAACGGUGGACCGAGCUCAGAAACGGAGGAGAUGCCGGCUGCGGACUUCCGAAGAGAGGCGAGGCUCCACGGAGUCAGCGGAGUGCGCGACGGCGACUCGGAGAGCCUCGCGUCCACAGGGUCGGGAAUCCGGCCAUUCGGCUUCGCACAGGAUGAAAUUCUGUGUCCCGUUUUCCGGCUGAUUUUGAACCACCGAUGCAACCUAACGCUUGUCGGGAAGCGCCUGUGCGCCUCGGACCUUCUCCUUCGUCCCCUAGCCGUGGUUCACAGUCCUUCCGGCGCACAAACGAGCGACGCGACGGAACCGAAGGAUCGUCCCGAGCGCAAAAAGGAGACAGGCAAGGAGGGACGGAACGGCAUGGGCAACUGGUUACAGCUCCUCGCUCCACAACGUAGCCCGACGCGCGCGGCUGACGGCGAUCGAAACUGCGGGCGGCACUCCAGCGAAGACGGCGCAGAUUCGAGCACUGCAAGUUCAUGCUGGGAAACGGCCGCUCCUUCCAGCGCGUCUCCUGGUGGUGACGGUGACUCACUUUAUUUGCGGCACAUCACCCUGAAUGUUCUCGCUUCGUCGGCGGUUGCCUCUCGGGCCAGUCCGGCGCGAUCAAAAUCUGCGUGUUGCCAGGUAACAGACGGUGCGUCUUCAUCGACGAGCGAAGGCACAGAUGGGUCUCAUCCUGGCAGCACAUCCCUAGCAACUUCUGAGGCGCGCACAAGUGUUCAGUCGGCUUCGCGAACCUCGAAAACGGAGGAAACCGCCUGGGGUCCAGCGCUGUCCUACGGUCUUCUUCUGGUGAGAUUGGAGGCUCUUCCGGAAGAAGUCAGGGCUGCCGUGCUGCAGGCGUCGAGGCCGUUCGGACGCUUGCUGGAGGAUCACGGGGUGAUACGGGAAGUCCUCGUUGAUAAGAAACUGCAUAUUCACAUCCGACGGUCUUUCUUCGACAUCGGGGACGACGCGGAAUGCCAGGACGGGGCAAUCGGGGAAGGAGGGGACCGCGAGAAACCGUGCGUUCACCCGAAGGCGCCUGCGGGGUGUACUUGUGUGUCAGUGCUACCGCCAGAGUCGGAACGCGGUCGCUGCAACGAACAAAUAUCGUGCACUUUUGGACGGUGGUCAUUGAUGCUGUGCAACGGAAAGCCUGCCGCUCGCGUCUUGGAAAUUCUUAACGCUUCUCUGCUGCUUCGGGCGGCGGCUCUCGAUCACCGUCACGAGAAGGCGGCAGGAAACCGCGAAUCCAAAGCGCCAGCGGGGAGUGUGGAGCCAGAUUCUGCGGCGACGGGUUCGGCUUCAGACGCCGGACCUUUUUUAUCUGAGGAAGAGGAAGCCGUCCUGGAGCACUUGAGCCGCGUCUGUUUGUGUUCAGCGCAGGAGUGCCCAAUUCACAAACCGUGGUUGGACAUUCCGUCCCUCUGGGGGCCGCCGACGGGGUUCUCCCCAGCGCAUUCGCGCUCCGCCAGAAAGGAAGGAAAAGCCCGCACGUGCGAAAACUCCGCAACCUGCGGGACUGAGUCGUGUUUCAACUGUGGGAGUGCGUUGUGUGUCGAGAUGUUCCAGAGGGAAUAG
This is a messenger RNA of Neospora caninum, 1971 nucleotides long. RefSeq lists its product as hypothetical. The record is from RefSeq and is a predicted model, not a curated record. Bases 1 to 1971 code for a protein of 656 amino acids. Lineage: Eukaryota; Apicomplexa; Conoidasida; Eucoccidiorida; Sarcocystidae. The transcript has a single exon.